AUGAGCGCACCGAUAAUCAUCACGGUACCAAACAAUUACUUGACGGUGGAUGAGGUGGACUCGAAGGUCGUCAUGGAUGUGCCGCCUCCGCCACCGUCAAGGAAGAGGCGGCUGGAUCAUUUAUCAUGGGAGGAAAAAAUGCAAAGGAAGAAGCUGAAGAAUCGCGUAGCGGCGCAGACGUCGCGCGACAGGAAGAAAGCCAAAAUGGACGAGAUGGAGUUUCAGAUAAAGAAGUUGGUGGAGGCGAACGAGCGGCUAACGAGCGAGGUGUCGAGCUUGAAAGCUUUGAACGAGCGUCUGUUGACAGGAGGGGCCCCCGACGGCGAUCCGCGCGGCACGCCUGCUGCUGGCGAUGUGCCUGCUCUCGCAGACCUCUUGCAACACCUCGACUCAGAAGAGUACCUCGAUACCCUCCAUCAACUUGCAGACUCCCUCCUCAAAGAAAUUGAUGCAGGUGCUGCAGGAGCGCCUGAAGAUGUCACAGUCCGGGUCCCUGGAGAGUGCCAUCAAGCAGUUGAAAUGGUGGGGUCCUCAGCAGAGCACCUGGAAUCCAGUGAAGUUGCAGUCAUAGACCUCAAGCAUGAUGUCAACAGGAUACUGUCGCAACACUCAUAUGCACAUCCCUACAUACCAGACGUUACAGCCACCCAGCCAGAAGAAACAGUACAAAUUAAAGAAGAUAUAGGAAAUGACAAAGGUGACAUCUUCUAUGCCAGUUUUGAUGAAGCCAACGAUUGUAUCACUGUUGAAGUGCCGUGUGAUGAACAAGUUGUGGAAGAGUUAUCCCCAAUUAAAGUUGAGACAGAGUUGAAUUCUGUGAUAGAUGUUUCUGGAGUAUCUCUGGAGUGUAAUCUAAAAAUGUUAUCACCAAUGAGCUUAUCGCCCAAUUCAGCUGAUGAGAAUUUACUUCUGUCACCCUCACACACCAGCAUAUCAGAUCUCGGAUAUGAGUCGUUGGCCUCACCACUCAGUGAGCCUGAUUCGAUGGACCUAUCAGAUUUUUGGUGUGAAUCAUUUUCAGAAUUAUUCCCUGGUUUGGCAUAG
Molecule: messenger RNA, 1044 nt
Organism: Chilo suppressalis (striped riceborer)
Lineage: Eukaryota; Metazoa; Arthropoda; Insecta; Lepidoptera; Crambidae
Source: the annotation of a GenBank genome assembly